This is a messenger RNA of Coprinopsis cinerea okayama7#130, 735 nucleotides long. RefSeq lists its product as hypothetical. The record is from RefSeq and is a predicted model, not a curated record. The coding region runs from base 1 to 735 and encodes 244 amino acids. The transcript has 5 exons. NCBI's taxonomy places the organism in Eukaryota, Fungi, Basidiomycota, Agaricomycetes, Agaricales, Psathyrellaceae.
AUGCUUGGUGGAAGUUCGAUCUGGACAAGUGGUUGCCUGGUGCUCUCACUUGUCGGCGCAGUGACAGCUCAACAAAACCUAGCCUACAUCCCCUUCGCAUGGAACCGAGACGACAACCGACCUGUUAGUGCGACUAUUCGAGGAUCAGAUUCAUCUGGGCGGACGACGUGGGGGUUGUAUGACCGUCCUGGGGAUCGAACACCUGGUCCUGUAGGCACAGCAGGCUCAACAGCCACAAUGCGCUACGUCGCGGAACCAACGCUGACCCUCACGGGCGACUGCAUCCUCACGACACCCGUCGCAGCGUGCGCAAUCAACCUCGACGACCUGCCUGAUCGGUUUUUGGCGAGUGUGGAGGGGGAGGCUGGGGGGCCGGUUGAGACUGCGUCGAGUGGGGGAGGGGGCGGAGGUAGUGGACUUUUCGGUGGAGGUGGAGGGGGUGGGAUUUUCGGUGGAGGGGGUGGUGGUGCUGCUGCAGGUGCAGUCCGGAAUAGUCGACGACGGUCGGAGGGCUGCGCGCAGGCGUCGUCCGUUGCUUCCGGAGUCACCGCACCUCCCCGAUCAAUGACAGUUAUCUCACCAACGACUAUCCAAACCGUGAGGCUGAAGUCGGAAUGCGGAAUGUGGAAAAAGGCACCUCGACGUCGCGCAGACCUAGUAGCGAUACCAACCAAGGAAAUCGUGAAGGGACUCGGUGGUGAUGAAUACCUAGUAAUGUACGACAGUUCGUUGUAG